Molecule: messenger RNA, 3452 nt
Organism: Mugil cephalus (flathead mullet)
Lineage: Eukaryota; Metazoa; Chordata; Actinopteri; Mugiliformes; Mugilidae
Gene: tubgcp5
Product: tubulin, gamma complex associated protein 5
Exons: 23
Coding region: 13-3057 (1014 amino acids)
Biological process (GO): meiotic cell cycle; microtubule nucleation; cytoplasmic microtubule organization
Cellular component (GO): equatorial microtubule organizing center; gamma-tubulin complex; centrosome
Molecular function (GO): microtubule minus-end binding; gamma-tubulin binding
Source: RefSeq, a predicted model, not a curated record
AGCAGCAUCAACAUGGCACACUGGAGCACCUUCGAAAAGGAGACAGAGAAGGAAACCAAGAAGUUGAUAAAAUGUAUCAGCGGGGUCGAGGACGAGGACGACCAAAAUUUCCAGCUGGCGCUGAAAUUUGCGUGGUCAAAUUUCAGGUUUCAUCGUUUUUUGGACGUCGACAGUCAUAAAGUUCAACGGAGCAUAAGUGGAAUCUAUGAAAAGCUCAUGGUCCACUCAGACCUGAGUAAAGCAGGAAGCUGGAUGAGGCUGACUGAAGAAUUUCUGAAUUCGCCUUUACAGAAUACAGAUGGAACAAAGACUGAUGCACACUACAGCAUACUGUCAUUGCUGCUCUUUUUGUCGGGGUCCCCCUCAAAUACAAACUUUACUGAGAGACCCAGGGUGAAGGAGGCUGAACCAGAGGACAACUUUGACUGGGCUAAGUAUCUGAUGGAGGGCGAAGACAUAGACAUGGGGCCGUACCCAGAUACCCCUGAGUGGUCUGAGGAGGAGAGCGAGGACGAAGACAGUCAGCAGCCAAUCAGCCGGGAGGACUCUGGGAUCCAGGUGGACCGAACCCCCCAGGACGACCCGGACAACAACAAGAAGACUGUUCCAGUCACAUGGACAGUGGGUGAACCGGACGCCCGGGCUUGGCUUGAACAACAUGUGGUGACUCCGUACUGGGUGUCUCAUGCUCCUCGUUUUCCUCACAGCUUGCAUUUACACUCCAACUUACUCAACGUUUGGGAUCAGCACUUGUACAACACUGAUCCAUUGUACCUGCCAGAAGAAAAGGCCUUUGUCUCAGAGACCCAAGUAAUAAGGGAGACUUUGUGGCUUCUCUCUGGGGUUAAGAAACACUUUAUUUUCCAACACCACGAUGGAAAAGUGUCGGUGAGGAACAACGUGGUGGUAACACAUCUGACCAGCAACUGCCUGCGCUCCGUACUGGAGCACAUCGCUGUGUAUGGGCAGGCGGUGUUCAGGCUUCAGAGGUUCAUAGACGAGGUGACGGGGUACAGCUCGGAGCCUUGCCCGCCAGGCUCCAGUUCCUCCCAUGGCUCCAAGAAGGGCUCCGAGCCUCCCUUCAGGACCUACCAGGCUUUUGUGUGGGCACUCAACAAGUACUUCACCAGCUUCAAAGAGGAGCUGACCACUAUUGAGAGAGAGCUCAUAAACAAUGAUGAGACGGUGACCCUGUCUGCAGUUCUGGAGCGACUCAGCCCCCACUUAGCUCAGAUCAAGGUCCUGCACAAAGUUUUCUGCACGGGAGUCGCCGAAGUCCCGCCCGCCACCCCGAAUGUCGUGCGGGCCUCUCACUUGCUCAACACCCUCUACAAGGCGAUCAUUGAGUAUGACAGCGUCGGGGAAGCCUCAGAGCAAGCGGUGGCGCUGUUAUUUUCUCUGUGGACAGAGACAGUCCGGCCAUAUUUAGAGAUUGUGGAUGAAUGGAUCGUUCACGGCCACCUGUUUGACCCCGCCAGAGAGUUCAUUAUCCAAAGGAACAAGGAUGUACCAGUAAACCACAGGGACUUCUGGUACGCCACCUACACGCUGUACAGUGUGUCAGAGACGGUGGACAACGAGGAGAAGCUGAACGAUGCAGCCAGCGGGAGCUCGGGAGGGGAUCAGGGCUCCAGUAACAGGCAGCUCACCAUGGUGUCUUUCCUCAAACCCGUCCUCAAGCAGAUUAUCAUGGCUGGAAAGUCCAUGCAGCUGCUCAGAAAUCUAGACUGCAAGGACGCUGAGAAGUCAGAGAAAUCCUCCAGAGAUGCAGAGAGGAAGAGUUUGUACACGCUGUUUCUAGAGUCGGUGCAGUCGCGCCUCUGCAGCCAGGAAGCGUCUCCAACUGACACAGUGAGCGAGCAACAGGCCACUAAGAGGAGCCUCAUAAAGAUGCAGUCCAUCGUGGCGCAGCAUCUGGAGAUCGACGACGUCCACGAUCCGUUGUUGGCCAUAAACUUCGCCAGGCUCUACUUGGAGCAGAGCGACUUCCACGAGCGUUUCUCCGGCGGUGAUUUCAACGUGGACCGCUCGUCUCAGUCCGUCACCUGCCAGACAUUUGAGCUCACCCUGCGCUCCUGCCUCUACCCCCACAUCGAGAGGAGGUACAUCGAGUGCUGCGGGAACCUGAUGAAGACUCUGAAAAAAGACUACAAGCUCCUGGAAUAUCUCCAAGCUAUGAGGAACUACUUCUUGCUGGAAGCUGGAGACACCAUGUACGAUUUUUACACGGCCAUCUUCGACAAGGUGCAGGAGAAGGAGAGCUGGCAGCAGCUGUCCUUUCUCAAUGUGCAGCUGCAGGAGGCAGUUGGACAGCGCUACCCAGAGGACAGUAGCAGGUUGUCAAUCUUUUUGGAGACAAUCGACCCCUCCAGGAAAAAACACCCUGUAAAUAAUCUGGAAGUUCUUACGCUGGGUUACAAGGUUCCUUGGCCUGUUGACAUUGUGAUCAGCUCAGAGUGUCAGAAGAUCUACAAUCAAGUGUUUCUCCUAUUGCUGCAGAUCAAAUGGGCCAAAUACAGCUUGGACACUCUUCGAUUCAGCGAUUUCACGGAUGUCACCAAGAAACUGGAGGGAGCUCAGGCCGAGGAAGUAAAGGUCAAAGAGCCGAUAAAUCAACAGAUUCACAGGAUGUGCCUGCUGCGGGUUAAACUGAUGCACUUCGUCAACAGCCUUCACAACUACAUCAUGACCAGGAUUCUGCACAGCACAGGCCUGGAGUUUCAGCACCAAGUACAAGAAGCAAAGGACUUGGACCAGCUGAUCAAGAUCCAUUACAGAUAUUUGGCAACCAUCCACGACCGUUGCUUGCUGAGGGAGAAGGUCAGUUUUGUGAAGGAGGCGAUAAUGAAAGUUCUCAACCUGGUCCUCAUCUUCUCAGACCGAUGGCAAGCUGGAUUUGGAGCCUGGAAGAUCGAGUCUAUUGAUAAAAUGGAGUCUGAUUUCAAAAACUGCCACAUGUUCCUCGUGACAAUACUCAAUAAGGCGGUUUGUCGUGGCUCCUUUCCUCACUUGGAGUCUCUGGCUCUCUCUCUGAUGGCGGGUUUUGAACAGUGCUGAGGAACAUCCAUCCAUGUGUCAGUGUUUGGGGACAAUAGACUGAGCUCCACUGUUAGGUUCUCAGUGUCGUUACUGUCUUUUUUCUCUGACUGCUAUCAUUGUUCUUCAUGAUGUGAAAUUUAUGAAGUCACUAUGACUGCUCUGACUGUUGGAGAUGGACUUGUGAGUGUUGUGUAUAUAAACAAGCUACUUGUGAACAAACAUCAGCUUCUUAAUUUAAAUGUAACAUUUUGUAAAGAUGAUUUUCAUGAACAUUGUUAAUAAUGUCUAUAUGAAGCACAAUAAAUCUUUCACGGUGAUGUAGGUGUACGUCAUGUUGCUGCUCAGUAAAAUUAAAAUGCCAAACGUUAAAUAAUACUGGUGAAAGUGUAAUAAACUAAACUAAUUUCACUAGA